Molecule: messenger RNA, 1782 nt
Organism: Penaeus indicus
Lineage: Eukaryota; Metazoa; Arthropoda; Malacostraca; Decapoda; Penaeidae
Gene: Mulk
Product: acylglycerol kinase, mitochondrial-like
Exons: 9
Coding region: 22-1371 (449 amino acids)
Biological process (GO): sphingosine biosynthetic process; phosphorylation; ceramide biosynthetic process
Cellular component (GO): membrane; cytoplasm; mitochondrion
Molecular function (GO): acylglycerol kinase activity; ATP-dependent diacylglycerol kinase activity; ceramide kinase activity
Source: RefSeq, a predicted model, not a curated record
GCCUUCUGCUGCGAGUACAAGAUGUCUCGCCUAAGCAGGUUUCUUGGGGUUUUGAGGAGAAAUCCAAAAAAGUCCAUAUUUUUCUCCGGGUUAUCUGUAGCAGGGGUCAAUUUCGGCCAAAAUAAGUAUGAAGAGAAACAGAUGAUGCGAGCCUUCUGUGAGGAGGCCUUGGCUUAUGGUGAAAUUACCCAGCCUCUUGGGGAUAAGGAGCGGCAUAUAACUGUCUUACUGAACCCAGCAGCUAAAGAAGGCAAAGGUAAAGUCUUAUAUGAACAGUAUUGUGCUCCACUCUUCCACCUCGCUGGAAUAAAGGUGGCGACAGUCCGGACAGAGCAUGAAGGUCAGGCACAGGACUUGAUGGGUGUCAUGGAAAAUACCAGCGCUGUUGUUGUUGCUGGUGGUGAUGGUACUCUGGCAGAGGUCCUUACAGGGUUAUUGCGAAGAGCAGACCACAAGGAAGCAGCAAGUCGUCUGCCUCUUGGUGUCUUGCCUCUGGGAAAAACAAAUUGUGCCACUUCAGCCAUUUGGGGAUUCAAAGGAAACCCGGAGCCACGGCAUCUGGCAGAGGCAGCAAUGGCAGUCAUUCGUGAUAUUAAAAGGCCUCUGGAUGUGAUGGAAAUUACACCUUUGCAGGAGGGAGAAGGAGCAGCUCCUAAGCCAGUAUUUGCUGCAUCCAAGGUAGAAUGGGGAGCUUACAGAGAUGCUAGAGAAAGGAAUGAUGUCUAUUGGUAUUGGUCUGUUCUGAAGAAGUAUAUGACUUAUGUCUUUUCCAGUUAUAAAGAUAUUACAUGGGACUGUUCAGCUGACAUAGAGUACUCAGCACCUUGUUCAGGGUGCUCGAGAUGUAGAGGCACUGUAAAAGAAGAGCACAAGGCAGAAGAGACUCCGAAGCCUCCUCAGCGUUGGUGGAUGGCUUAUCUUCCCAGAACCAAGCCUGUUAUCACUCCAGAGGAAGAAAAGAAAAUUGACUACAAUAGCAUAAUAAAUGAAGAGUGUGGGGUUGUCAAAAAAACAGCUGUCAGUGAUAUUUCUGAUCUGUCUGUUGUAACAAAAAAUACACCAGAAUCAGUGGAUAUUCCCAAUUAUGCUUUGGCAUUAAAAACAGGUCCCACCAAUGUUGGAUCUUUUGAAUUUAUCCAGGAAGGCUGGAGGAGAGAAUGGAAUAAAUCAAAUUCAUAUGAUGCAGAAUCCAUUGUUGGUGAAAUUACUCUAACACCUACAGGGAACACAAAAACAAAGGAGGGAGAAGAUCGAGAACUCAACAUUGACAGUGAGACUUUUGAAGUGCGCCCGAUGAAAAUCAAGCCAAGACCUGAGGCAGUCACUGUUUUUGCACCUCUGUCUCCUCCGUUUGCCGCUCAUGUAGGAUGAUCAGUGGUAGUUCUUGAUGGUGCCAAUUUAGGAACUAAUGAUAGAGGUCCCAUUAUCAGUCUUAAUGGGAUAUACAGUGGGACUUUUUCAGUGCUGCCAGAUCACUUGUAGGAUUGAUGUUCAUCACUCCUUGCUCAAAGAUCAGUGUAACUGUGAGGAGAUUGUAUAUAUCUGCAAUCCUCUUCAUUUAGGUGAUGAGAUUCCCAAGACAGUGCAUUUAAGUUUACAUCAUUUAUUUUUGUUAAGUAUUUUUGUCCAUGUAAAUAGUUAUAAGGAUUAUUUUUGGGUUUUAUGCAAAUGUAUCAAAUGAAAUAUGUGAAUAUCAGUUUUUACCGAUAUAAAUGUACAUAUAAUGCAGUUUCUCAUUAUUGUUGUAAAAAAAUAAAGUAUCAAUAAAAAAUUUAAAAUACA